This is a messenger RNA of Oryzias latipes (Japanese medaka), 3180 nucleotides long. RefSeq names its product meprin A subunit beta-like. Gene Ontology annotation, biological process: proteolysis. The record is from RefSeq and is a predicted model, not a curated record. Gene Ontology annotation, cellular component: membrane. Gene Ontology annotation, molecular function: protein binding; metalloendopeptidase activity; zinc ion binding. NCBI's taxonomy places the organism in Eukaryota, Metazoa, Chordata, Actinopteri, Beloniformes, Adrianichthyidae.
GGAAUGUGAAAAUUUGUCACCUUUUUGCUUAAGGCUUCCUGUAACACUGCAUCUCAUUUCAGAACCUCAUCAGUUUCAGGACCAGGCGGACAAAGUGGUGAAGGUGCUAAAAACUCAGCAUGGAGUUGAAAGUUUUCCUUUUUGUGGUGGUGAAUUUGGUGAUUUCACCAGCAUUCAGUACUGAGCUAACUGAAGUGGAAAUUAUUGAUCUGACAGAUGAAACAAAAGCAAACAAUGAUUCACUACACGAUGACAUCCUUGAGCUUCCAUUUCAAAGAAGUACCCUUUUUGAAAAUGAUCAAACUCGUUGGACAUCUCCAGUCCCAUAUGUCCUGGACCAAAGCCUUGACUUGAAUGCCAAAGGAGUCAUCCUGAAAGCUUUUGACCAGUUCAGGUUAAAGACCUGUAUCGACUUCAAACCACGAGAUGCUGAGGAGUAUUACAUCUCUAUACAAAAGUUAGACGGUUGUUAUUCCUAUAUUGGGAGACAAGUUGCAAAUGGGCAGGUCUUAUCCAUUGGUUCAGGCUGCGAUUCUAAAGCUAUUGUUGAACAUGAGUUUCUUCACGCUCUCGGCUUCUUCCAUGAACAGUCCAGAUAUGACAGAGAUGAUUUUGUGACCAUUGUAUGGAACAACAUCCUUAAAGGUAAAGAGUCCAAUUUUGAAAAGGCUGGCAGCGAUAUUAGUACCACCCAUGGAACACCGUAUGACUAUCGGUCAGUGAUGCACUACAGCAAAGAUGCUUUCACCAAUGGAAAUGGCUCUACCAUCAUCACCAUAGACCCCAAAUUCCAAAAUGUAAUUGGUCAAAGGCUGGAGAUGAGUUAUUAUGAUGUUCUGGAGCUAAACCGUCUCUACAAUUGCAAUUCAACCAUUUCCUUGAACUGGUACUGUGGCUUUUCUAAUGGGACCAUGUGUAGAAUGGAUCGUUGUUCUCAGAGUAACAUCAGCUGGGAGAUGGUAACACAAGUUUCUGGAGGUCCAAAUUCUGAUCACACCACUCUGCCCAGUGGAAGCAAAGACUACAGUGGAGAAGUAGGGUACUUUAUGCAUGUAAGCACAGCAACAGGCCAGGAAGGAGACACAGCACAACUGGAAACUCAGAGGAUGACUCCCCAAAGAGACUGUCACAUCCAGUGUCUGCAGUUCUACUAUUAUCAUAGUGGAAAUGAGUCUGAUACUCUCAACAUCUGGAUCAGAGAGUUUAAAAAUGAACAGGACCUAACAGGAACCCGACGCCUCAUGGGGCAGAUCACUGGUUCUCAAACAUCUCACUGGAGGCUUCAUCAUGUUUCCUUGAAUGCAUCUAAGAAUUUCCAGGUGGUGUUUGAAGUUCGGAAAGGAGCAGGACGCUCUACAGGAGGCUUCUCAGUUGAUGACAUCAAUCUGUAUGAGACUGAGUGUCCAUAUUUAAGCCUGCAGAUUGAUGACUUUCAGAGAGUGCUGAACACCAGUGCCUCAGGAUCUCAAAUAUACAGUUCAAGGCAGUACUCCAGUGAGGGUUAUGCUUACCGCUUUGCUGUUAUAUUUUAUAAGACAUAUUUUAAACUGAGUGUGCAACUCUUGUCUGGUGAUUAUGAUAAUCAACUGGAGUGGCCUUGCUUAGGACGACAAAUGACUUUUCAAAUGCUGGAUCAGACCCCCAGCAUUCAGCAGCAGAUGACAAAUCAGAGGAGUUUCACCUCAAGUGCAGGAACCUCUUGGUGGAACAAUCCUCGUCAGACUGGAAUUCAACAGUUUGUGGAUGAAAAAAAUCAAAUAGUCUAUGGUGGACCCCUUGUUGGUUUCACAUCCUUUGCAUAUUUGGAAGAGACCCAAGAAAGAGAGCUUCUCAAAGGAGGAAGUGCAAUUUUCACCUUCAACUUUCAAGAUCUCAAUCCACUAGUUAAUGGAAGUUCUCUUCAAUGUCCUCAAGUGAGACCAAUAAACUUUGCCACUUAUCCCACAAAUGACGAUGGACGCCCAUGUUCAUGGACAACACCAAGAACCCCAUUUCCCAUGACUACACCUCCAGCCACGAAUGGACCAUUUGUACACAACACAACUAAAUAUCCCUCAACUUCACAAAAACCUACUGAUAAAGUUGAUAACAGGACAACAUCAAGAACCCCAUUUCCCAUGACUACACCUCCAGCCACGAAUGGACCAUUUGUACACAACACAACUAAAUAUCCCUCAACUUCACAAAAACCUACUGAUAAAGUUGAUAACAGGACAACACCAAGAACCCAAUUCCCCAUGACUACACCUCCAGCCACCAAUGGACCAUUUGUACACAACACAACUAAAUAUCCCUCAACUUCACAAAAACCUACUGAUAAAGUUGAUAACAGGACAACACAAAAAAAACCAUUUCCCAUGACUACACCUCCAGCCACCAAUGGACCAUUUGUACACAACACUACUAAAUAUCCCUCAACUCCACCAAAACCUACUGAUAAAGAUGAUGACAGCAUCUUUUGCCACUCUCCUGCCAUGAUGCCCUCUGUCACCAUCAUCUUCCUACUACUGCUGAUGAUUCUGGUACCUUAGUGUGGAUGUUUUCAUUUAUUUUUUAUAUCAUUAUAAAAUAGGGGGAUUAAAUGUAUUAAAUCAGAAAUGUGAGUUUAUGGUAUUAUUGUGACAUUAAAAGAUCAUUCUAUCAGGUAAAAAUGGGCAUAUAAAAGAAAGAUGAUACUGAUUUGGAGGUGGAUUUUUUUUCAUAAUCAUCAGUUAUUUGAUUUGUGUAAACUAUAAAAUGGAAAAAAGUGAAACAACAAUGAGUCAUUUACAUUAAAAAGUAUAUGUUUAAAAGUCCUUUUAGCCACAAAACAUCUAUUCAGUUAUAUAAAAUAUGGAAAACAAUUUAAAAAAGAAAAUAUAUUUUUUUAAUUGAGAACUCUUUAAAUAACUCCAGGUUGUCAUUGCUUCUUUAUUUUUGUAAGUUCUCUUAGAAAGGGGUCACUACGUUGAAGUUAUUUUCAUUGUAAUUUAUCAAAAACAUGAUGCUGGAUUUUUUUUCCUGAUAUAAUAGGGUGUGCAGGGAGGUCGAUUUUUAAACAGGUUGUCUUAGUAAUUACCUGUCCUGGGCAUUUUUAAUUGAACUAUAAUCUAAGGGGAACAUUGACUCAUGGUGACAGAGUUGCAAAUUUUUAAUGUAAUUUACUGAAAAUCUUGUGAAUAAAAAAAUCUACAACAAAAA